UGGGAGGGGAGCAGGCCAAGGGGCUAUAUAACCCUCAGCCUUCAGCUCCCCCGAACACACCCAGAGUGGAGAAGCCCAGCCGAGCACUGUCAGGAACCGUGUGAAGCAGCUCCCACCAUGUGUGAAGAAGAGGACAGCACUGCCCUGGUGUGUGACAAUGGCUCUGGGCUCUGCAAGGCUGGUUUUGCUGGGGACGAUGCUCCCAGGGCUGUUUUCCCAUCCAUUGUGGGACGUCCCAGACACCAGGGGGUGAUGGUGGGAAUGGGACAAAAAGACAGCUACGUAGGUGAUGAAGCACAGAGCAAAAGAGGAAUCCUGACCUUGAAGUACCCAAUAGAACACGGCAUCAUCACCAACUGGGAUGACAUGGAAAAGAUUUGGCAUCAUUCUUUCUACAAUGAGCUCCGCGUUGCCCCUGAAGAGCAUCCAACCCUGCUCACAGAGGCACCCCUGAACCCCAAGGCCAACCGGGAGAAAAUGACCCAGAUCAUGUUUGAGACUUUCAACGUCCCCGCCAUGUAUGUGGCUAUUCAGGCAGUGCUGUCCCUCUACGCCUCUGGACGUACAACCGGAAUCGUGCUGGACUCUGGAGACGGCGUCACCCACAACGUGCCCAUCUAUGAGGGCUAUGCCCUGCCCCACGCCAUCAUGCGUCUGGACCUGGCUGGCCGUGAUCUCACCGACUACCUCAUGAAGAUUCUGACCGAGCGUGGCUAUUCCUUUGUGACGACAGCUGAGCGCGAGAUUGUCCGGGACAUCAAGGAGAAGCUGUGCUAUGUGGCACUAGACUUUGAAAACGAGAUGGCCACAGCUGCAUCCUCCUCCUCCCUGGAGAAGAGCUACGAGCUGCCUGACGGGCAGGUGAUCACCAUCGGGAACGAACGCUUCCGCUGCCCAGAGACCCUGUUCCAGCCGUCCUUCAUCGGGAUGGAGUCUGCCGGCAUCCACGAGACCACCUACAACAGCAUCAUGAAGUGUGAUAUCGACAUCAGGAAGGACCUCUACGCUAACAACGUCCUCUCUGGGGGCACCACCAUGUACCCCGGCAUUGCCGACCGGAUGCAGAAGGAGAUUACGGCUCUAGCACCCAGCACGAUGAAGAUCAAGAUCAUCGCGCCUCCCGAGCGCAAGUACUCGGUGUGGAUCGGCGGCUCCAUCCUGGCCUCGCUGUCCACCUUCCAGCAGAUGUGGAUCAGCAAGCAGGAGUAUGACGAGGCUGGGCCCUCCAUUGUGCACCGCAAAUGCUUCUAGAACCCUCCCCGCGGCCGGCCUCUAGCGCACGACUGUGAACGUUUUGUGGAAUAAGGCCUUCAAUUCCUUUUCCAGUCAUUCCUAGCCAAAGCUCUGAUUCGUUACCUGUGUGUGUUUUUUUAAUAAAUCUGAAAUAUGCUCCCGGUCA
Tupaia belangeri chinensis (Chinese tree shrew) is the source of this 1399-nucleotide messenger RNA. It is a transcript of the gene ACTA2, whose product is annotated as actin alpha 2, smooth muscle. NCBI's taxonomy places the organism in Eukaryota, Metazoa, Chordata, Mammalia, Scandentia, Tupaiidae. The transcript has 9 exons. The record is from RefSeq and is a predicted model, not a curated record. The coding region runs from base 118 to 1251 and encodes 377 amino acids.